AUGGCGAAAGGGCGCUUUAUCGUGAACCCGUUCGCGGAGCUAGCUCUCUCUGGUAAUGAUCACGAGCAACUUCAGGAAUUGGCAAACACUCUAAUCAUGUCGAAUCUCGAGAAGUACAUGUCACACCAGGACGAAAAGACGAAAGGAGUAGAUGUUCGCCAGUGGAAGCUGUGUAGAAAGCGUCAAGGAAUCAAGAUGUACGUCGAGCGACAAGGAUCUGCCUCAUUUAGUGAGAACAUGCCGUUAUUUCGGGGCAUUGGUUACGAGGAGGGUAAACUCGACGAUCUUAUGUAUGGCCUCGUGAGUCCGACGCUCGAGUUGAUGCGUGUUAAGGCCUCGUACGUAAACGACUUUAGUGGUGCCGCCGUUCUCGAUACCAUUGUCCAACCAACCCUAGAGGAUCCUUUUCAAGCUUUGGUUGUCAAGUGGAUGGAAGUCGACAUCCCAUUCAUCUCAACAAGUCUCAUUAAGAAUCGUGACUACGUCUACAUUGAUGCAACAGGCUUCGUACGCACAAAGAACGGUGAACGGGUGGCGUAUCACCUCAUACACUCGGUGCAUUUCCCCAAGACGCCGGAUCUUCCCAAUCGAGUCCGUGGCAACAUGUCGUCGAUGGCAUUUUGGCGGCAGGUCGGACCUAACACCAUAGAAUUUUUCGGUACUGCCGUCAUGGAUCCAGGGGGUGCUAUGGCCAAAAGGAUUGCAGUUUCCACCAUAGCAAGUGUUUUCUUUUGUACCUUGAAGUAUGCCUGCUGUGGCCAAAUGAAGAAACUGACAUUCAUGUUGGACAAGAAGUACGCCGAAUUUAAGCUAAACGGUGCACCCCACAAGAAGAACGUGUGUGUGACUUGCUUGUCUCCAAUCACUGGUCGAAGGCUUGGGGAUUUUGGCAACAGCAAACAUACGUGUAAACUAUGCUUUGGGUUCGUGUGUCACAGCUGCAAAAUUACUCAUAAGUUAAGCUUUGUUGACCCCGAUUUGCUUUUAUCGAAGCGCAAAGUGACAUUCUGCACGUCGUGCAUCAGCGAGGUGACGACUAUGAGUUCGGUCGAUGUUGUUCGUGCUCAAAUGCUAGCCAGUGAAACAGAUUUUCGAGAGCAAAAGGACUUAGGGAUGAACUCGUUAGUAUCAAUGGACGACAUCAGUUCUGCUAGUAUAGUCUCUGAGUACUAG
Molecule: messenger RNA, 1173 nt
Organism: Peronospora farinosa
Lineage: Eukaryota; Oomycota; Peronosporomycetes; Peronosporales; Peronosporaceae
Source: the annotation of a GenBank genome assembly